Mesitornis unicolor (brown roatelo) is the source of this 604-nucleotide messenger RNA. RefSeq names its product PARK2 co-regulated (gene PACRG). The annotation marks the transcript as partial. Gene Ontology annotation, molecular function: Hsp90 protein binding; Hsp70 protein binding. The transcript is spliced from 4 exons. NCBI's taxonomy places the organism in Eukaryota, Metazoa, Chordata, Aves, Mesitornithiformes, Mesitornithidae. The record is from RefSeq and is a predicted model, not a curated record. Gene Ontology annotation, cellular component: vesicle; cytosol; neuron projection.
AUGGUAAAGGAGGAAGCGGGCUCAGGCCCCUCAAAGCCCGUAGAUCACAAGUGUCCCCGGCAACGGGAGCCACCGGCGUACGUGAAGAAAAAGAAGCAGCUCGUCUGCGACGGAUUCUCUGUUAAAGCCAUGAUGAAAAAUACUGUGGUAAGAGGACCGCCUCUUGCGGGUGCAUUUAAAGAAAGACCAGCAAAGCCCACAACAUUUCGCAAGUUUUAUGACCGAGGAGACCUCCCAAUUGCUAUUGACCAUUAUAGUAGAGGAAACAGAAUCUCCUGGAAGGUAGAGAUUGAAAAGCUGGACUUUGAUUUCAAUCUGCCUUUGUUUUUCAAUGGGCUUUGUGAAAUGGCAUUUCCAUAUGAGUUUUUUGCUCGUCAAGGAAUCCAUGACAUGCUGGAACAUGGUGGAGACAACAUUCUUCCUGUCAUUCCUCGGCUCAUUGUCCCAAUAAGAAAUGCACUGAGCCUUCGUAACCGACAGGUCCUCUGCACCACACUGAAAGUCCUCCAGCACCUGGCGGUAUCAGCUGACAAGGUGGGGCAGGCCUUGGUGCCCUAUUAUCGACAAAUCCUCCCAGUCCUAAACAUCUUUAAGAAUAUGAACG